Oppiella nova is the source of this 1029-nucleotide messenger RNA. The record is from the annotation of a GenBank genome assembly. NCBI's taxonomy places the organism in Eukaryota, Metazoa, Arthropoda, Arachnida, Sarcoptiformes, Oppiidae.
GAAGUAAUUACAGAUGUCUUCAGUGCGAAAGGCCACGCAUUCCAACAGUUGGUACUCUGGAUCUGCGAAAGAGUUGCGAAACCAAUUGGAGAACUGGUUGUCGAGUGCGGGGCCGUCGACCCAUGGACCGGCCCGGGCUAUCAUCGCACCACACGCCGGCUAUCAGUACUGCGGCGCUUGUGCUGCCUUUGCCUACAAAGAAAUCUCUCCGCAACAGACUAAGCGGAUCUUCAUCUUAGGUCCGGCACAUCACGUGCGACUCGGAGGCUGUGCCCUCUCGCCAGCGAAGGUCUAUAAGACUCCGCUCUACGAUCUGAAUAUCGAUCAGAAGAUUUACAGCGAACUCUUCGACACUUCCAUGUUUGAAGAGAUGACUCUUCAGACCGAUGAAGAGGAGCACAGCAUUGAAAUGCAUUUGCCGUUUGUGGCCAAAGUAAUGGAGGGCCAGUCGUUGACAAUAGUUCCCGUUUUGGUGGGUUCGCUGAACACCGAGAAGGAGGCGCUUUACGGCAAACUGUUCAGCAAGUAUUUGGCCGAUAAGGACAACGCGUUUGUCAUAUCAUCGGACUUCUGCCACUGGGGCGCGAGAUUCAGCUAUCAGUACUACGAUAAGGGAAAUGGAGAUAUCCAUCAGUCCAUUCAGAAACUGGACGAAACUGGCAUGAAUACCAUCGAAAAACUAAUCCCUUCCGGAUUUACCUCGUAUUUGAAAAAAUACGGAAACACUAUAUGUGGUCGACAUCCCAUCGGAGUGCUUCUCAAUGCCGUCCAUGAGUUGGUGAAUGAGUCGGAGAGCGAUGAGAAGCCGGCGCUUAAGUUCUUAAACUACGCCCAAUCGAGUCAUUGCCUAUAUAUGCACGACUCGUCCGUCAGCUAUGCGGCCGCGAGUCUCAAAUGGGACUAAACCUGUGACCCAUUCAUGAGAUGAGCACUCGAGUGAUUUGUGCCUCAAUUUCAAGUAAACGACAAAACAAAGUCUGCAUCUCUUCUAAUAUUUUGGAUUUCUAUAUAAAUAUUCGGUAAUAUAAU